AUGUCAUUGGAAGAUCCACCUCGACCACCCCUCAUUGACAAGGGGAAAGGUAUUGCAAAACAAAGAAAGAGACAAAAUAAUUAUGUGCUUCGGAUUCCAGUCAGACCCAUCACCCCUACCCCAGGCUUACAUAUGCCAUCCUUAUCUUCCCCACCUCCACCCACAAGGUUACAUAACCCUAUUUCUAUCCCGAUGAUUCAUAUGUCGUCCUCAUCUUCUCAACCUCCACCCACAGGGUUGCAUACCCUUGCGGCUGCUCCCAGGCCCCCUUUUGUACCACCCUCACAUAUACCAUCCUCAUCUUCCUCAGCUUCACACACAGGGUUACAUACCCCUUCUGCAGACAUUGGAGCAUCCCCUUCACCUCAUACUGUACCAUCCCCAACCUCGAUUGGUGGCCCAUCUUCUACUAUUGGUCAGCAAUCUGCACCAUCCCCAAUUGCAGGUGAUAUGGUUGCCCCUCAGCCUAUGGUUGAUCCUGAUUUAGAUGUAGAACAUGACCCUCCUCUGCAGGACUUCCCGAUGAUUGAACUUGAUAUCACAAAGACAAUCAAGCGACAAUUUCUUAACCCUUGGCCACCAUGGGGAUCAAUACCUGAAAAAGACAAGGAUAUUUUUUGGCAACGCUUCAAGAGGAGAGUUCAGUGGGCACCAGGGCAUGAAAUUGCAAUUAAGAGAAAUUUCAACAGCAGAGCUUCUCAUCGUUUAUCUAUGCUGUUUAGAGACGCCAGAACGGCUAGAGAAAGGCCAGAAUGGAUUCCUAAUGAUGUGUGGACAAGGCUGCCAGAACAUUGGAAUUCUCCAAGUUAUCGGAGCAAAUGUCUUGCAGCAAAAAAGAAUAGGGCUUCUGAAAUGGAUGGGGCCCUACACACAGGUGGAUCCAUUACCACUUACGAGUAUGCCCUUCGUAUGGCACGUGAGUUGGGACGACAUGUGUUUCUUGAUGAAGUCUUUCAGCAGACACAUAUACGGAAGGAUACUGGCGAGUAUGUGGAUGAGAGGUCUAGGAGGACAAAUGAAGAAUUUCAGACUAGGCUUUCUCAAGUUAGAUCUGAGGUUUCCUCAUGUGCUGAUGGAACACAAGAGCAGUCCUCUGCUGAUCCUACACAGGAUGAGAAUAUCAGGACUAGGUGUUGGAUUGAGACAGUAGGAGGAAAAAAGAAAGGAAGACUUUAUGGGGCUGGUCAACUAGUUUCAAAAUAUACAGGUUCAAAUGAAAGCAACCAACUACCACCUUCUUUCUCUUCUAAUAUUGAGGACCUCAGUAAUAUUAGGCAGCAGCUUUCACGUAGCCUAGAGGAAAAUGAGCAAUUGAGGUCCGAGUUUCGAUCCUUUCAAUCACUACUCCUGCAAUAUCUCCCCCCUGAUGCUCAGGCUCGUCUUCAACAGCCAUAG
Messenger RNA from Vigna unguiculata (cowpea), 1395 nucleotides. NCBI's taxonomy places the organism in Eukaryota, Viridiplantae, Streptophyta, Magnoliopsida, Fabales, Fabaceae. The record is from RefSeq and is a predicted model, not a curated record.